AUGACCUUGGACAAGGUCUCUAAAUUCGACGGCUGGAAGCACAGGUUCUACCUGCUGUCGGCUCCCAGCAAGCGGGAGAACUAUGAGUUCCGCCAGUACAAUAAGAAGCCCGACCUGAUGAGCCGGAAGUGCGCUCUUCCUCGGAUCCCUGAUGAGGACUUUGACAAAAUAAUUGAGGAAGAAAGAAGCUUUAAGAAUGUUGCAGACGGAGAAGACACCCAAGCGGUCCUCUACAACCAUCCGCAAGGAGCUUGUGGAAAAACAUGCGGCCGCAGUAAAGGCCAAGAUCAAUCUCCCUACUGGCCAGACUUCCAGAGGCAUGCUAAAGCCAUGCUGGAGGCGGUGAGCAGGAAGGACAAGAAUGCUAUCCCUGGGAUGGAGACGUUCAACCUUGAACGAAUCUUGUCCCUUCUGGCUGAGGCGUCGAGAAUCCAGCAGCUGGAGGCGGACCUGAAGACGGCCAACCAGCGGGCGAGCGACGGUAAGACGACUCAGAAGAAGGCGGAGGAGGCCCAGAAAAAGGCAGAUGAGAGUCUCAAGAAGGCUAACGAGGCGCUCAAAAAGGCCGAGGCGGACCAUGGCACACUCAAAGGUGUUUCUGAAGAGAACACCAACUUAAAAACCAAGGUGGAGAAACUAGAGAAGGAGGCGGCCCAGGCUCAGAUAAACUUUACAGCAACCCUGGAGGCGGAGCAAAACCGCCUGGUUGCUGAAAGCGAUGCUGACAACGAUGCCAGAAUGAAGAUCGCCUGGGCUGCCUUGUACCCAAACAAGGAUUAUGGCAUCUGGGCACUGGCUCACUGGUACGCCGAGGACGUGGUGUACUUGAGAGAGAAAGGUGAGCCAAAGCCUGAGUCCUUCGAUGCCUGGGCCAACGCCAACACUGAGCUUCCCGCGCCUAAGCUACCCGGUCCUGGUGAAGCACAAGAGAUUCCCUUAGAAGAUGAAAGAAGCUUUAAGAAUGUUGCAGACGGAGAAGACACCCAAGCGGUCCUCUACAACCAUCCGCAAGGAGCUUGUGGAAAAACAUGCGGCCGCAGUAAAGGCCAAGAUCAAUCUCCCUACUGGCCAGACUUCCAGAGGCAUGCUAAAGCCAUGCUGGAGGCGGUGAGCAGGAAGGACAAGAAUGCUAUCCCUGGGAUGGAGACGUUCAACCUUGAACGAAUCUUGUCCCUUCUGGCUGAGGCGUCGAGAAUCCAGCAGCUGGAGGCGGACCUGAAGACGGCCAACCAGCGGGCGAGCGACGGUAAGACGGCUCAGAAGAAGGCGGAGGAGGCCCAGAAAAAGGCAGAUGAGAGUCUCAAGAAGGCUGACGAGGCGCUCAAAAAGGCCGAGGCGGACCAUGGCACACUCAAAGGUGUUUCUGAAGAGAACACCAACUUAAAAACCAAGGUGGAGAAACUGGAGAAGGAGGCGGCCCAGGCUCAGAUAAACUUUACAGCAACCCUGGAGGCGGAGCAAAACCGCCUAGUUGCUGAAAGCGAUGCUGACAACGAUGCCAGAAUGAAGAUCGCCUGGGCUGCCUUGUACCCAAACAAGGAUUAUGGCAUCUGGGCACUGGCUCACUGGUACGCCGAGGACGUGGUGUACUUGAGAGAGAAAGGUGAGCCAGAGCCUGAGUCCUUCGACGUCUGGGCCAACGCCAACACUGAGCUUCCCACGCCUAAGCUACCCGGUCCUGGUGAAGCACAAGAGAUUCCCUUAGAAGAUGAGUAA
Molecule: messenger RNA, 1716 nt
Organism: Chenopodium quinoa (quinoa)
Lineage: Eukaryota; Viridiplantae; Streptophyta; Magnoliopsida; Caryophyllales; Amaranthaceae
Exons: 7
Coding region: 1-1716 (571 amino acids)
Source: RefSeq, a predicted model, not a curated record